AUGGUCUCUUCUGGCACUUUGCAGUCACUCAAAUCAGCAUCCCAGAGUGUGUUUAGGAACGAGCUGGGGUUGUGUACGAAAACAAAAGUGAAAUUGGAACUAAUACCAGGUGCAACUCCAGUUUUUCGUGCAAAGCGUCCAGUGGCUUAUACGGUACAUAGCAGUGUGGAUAACGAACUCGACCGACUGCAACGAGUAAAAAUCAUCACACCGGUAGACUUUUCGGAUUGGGCAGCUCCCAUCGUUGUCGUCCGAAAAACAAACGGAUCUAUUCGUAUUUGCAGUGAUUAUUCCACCGGUCUCAACAAUGCCCUGCAAUCGCAUCAAUAUCCGUUGCCGCUACUGGAAAUUUUUUUCAACAAAUUGGCUAAUUACACAGUGUUUAGCCGAAUCAACCUGUCGGAUGCAUUUCUGCAGGUAGAAGUGGACGAAAGCAGCCGUGAAUUGUUGACCAUCAACACCCAUCGGGGACUUUACCGGUACAACCGUCUGACACCGGGAGUCAAAGCAGCACCGGGAGCAUUCCAGCAGCUUAUCGAUAUUAUGCUGGCAGGCAGGCAGGUCAACACCAAAUACUCUGGUGAGAAGGCCUACCUUAUCAUCGGAGUCAUCGUCACAGUUAUCAAUAUCGUCUUCAUCAUCUUCAGACAUCAGUCAGUCAAGUUCGACAUCAGAAUUUCAGUCUGCAAAUGA
Topomyia yanbarensis is the source of this 693-nucleotide messenger RNA. RefSeq lists its product as uncharacterized. The coding region runs from base 1 to 693 and encodes 230 amino acids. NCBI's taxonomy places the organism in Eukaryota, Metazoa, Arthropoda, Insecta, Diptera, Culicidae. The record is from RefSeq and is a predicted model, not a curated record. The transcript has a single exon.